ACCUCAGUCCUUCUCUCUUUUCUUCUCAACUCUUAUUAUCUCAUUCCCGGCCACCAGCUUUAAGUAGAAAGAUAUAUCCUUUCCUUUCUAUAUAGUCUGCUAGUCUUUACUUCCCUCUUGCAAGUUGUAAAGCAUGAAAGGAAUGGAUCGCUUCCACUGUUCAUCUUCUGCUUCCACGGCCAUCAUGGAUCAAAGAGCCAUAGUCCGCAGAGCCCACAGAGUCCCCAUCAGCGACCAUGUUCAUGUUUAUGAUCGAAGAAGAAACCAAUCCCAUCUUCCUUUGAUCCCUUGUUCAUUUGAUCAGUUACCAAUUGAUCCGAAGCCACUGUACGAAAAAUGCAGAAGGAGUUUCUCUUCUGCGCAGUGUAGCGAUAGAGAUCAGCUACGUCGGAGAAGCUAUGCUGAGUUCCAUGAGCAAAGGAGGAAGAGUACUUCGUCCAGUUCUUCUCGGUAUCGGACUAGUGACGAUUCCACGGUGCCCUUCAUCGACUGGUUAUCGGAAACUGAUGCAACGUUGGUUCCUUCUGAUCACCAUGUAGCUGCAGCAGCAUCUAACCCUAGAAUGCGCCUGAUCAUGAGAUCGAAUGAUGAACAUCGUCGUCCAUCCCCAGCUCCAUUAAGGUCUUCUUCCACUCGCUCUCGUAACCAGGUUGUGGUUCUGAGGGUGUCAGUGCAUUGCAAAGGAUGUGAAGAGAAACUGAGGAAGCAUCUCUCUAAAAUGGAAGGAGUUACAUCGUUUAGUAUAGAUUUACCAACAAAGAAAGUCACGGUAAUGGGAGACGUGACACCAUUGGGUGUGCUCGCGAGUGUAUCCAAGGUGAAGAAAGCCCAGCUUUGGUCUUCUCCAACAUCUUCAUCACCUUAUUCACCAUCUUCUCGAUGGUCUGCAUGAUAGAUUGCCUGCAAUAAUUAAAUUUGAUAUCUUAUGCCUUCAGUAGCAGCAGCAGCAACCAUGGUGCGAUCGAGCGUGUUUGUAUGAUUAGUUGUCUAAUUCAUUAUUAAUCAAGUUUAAAUUAAUAAUGUUUUCUGUAUUGUAAAUUGAUCUAUGCAAACUCUUUUCAUCUUUUCAAUGGAAUAGGAAUCAUCAAGUCCUUGGUUUGUUUAUGU
This is a messenger RNA of Fragaria vesca subsp. vesca, 1107 nucleotides long. RefSeq lists its product as uncharacterized. Gene Ontology annotation, molecular function: metal ion binding. The record is from RefSeq and is a predicted model, not a curated record. NCBI's taxonomy places the organism in Eukaryota, Viridiplantae, Streptophyta, Magnoliopsida, Rosales, Rosaceae. Bases 134 to 892 code for a protein of 252 amino acids. The transcript has 3 exons.